AUGCUACAUAAACUCUAUAUAUCGACGCUCUUGCUCGCAGCGCUGGACGUGGCCGCCCACACCGGUUGCACGUCCUCCGAGAACGCGACGGACGCGACACCGACGCCGCCGCGCGGCCACGGCCAGCCAGAGAUCAUUGGCGGCAGCACCGUUCCGCGUGGCGACGAUUUGUUUAUGGCGGGCGUGCGCAAGAGCUCUUGGGGUCUCUCGAUCUGCGGUGCCGCGCUCAUUGCGCCCACCUAUGUUCUCACGGCGGGCCACUGCGUCGACGACUCGAUCAACUACGUCGCGGUAGGCACGCGCUACAACAUUGGCGGCCUCGACGGCGAGCGCAUUCGCAUCAAGCGCAAGAUCAUGCACCCCGAGUACGUCGAGCUCUUUGACACGCCAUUCAACGACUGGGCCAUCCUCGAGCUUGAGACGCCGUCGACAAUCAAGCCGAUCCGAGUUUCGUUCGACGACAGCCCCGUGGGCACCGUCGGCACGGUGCGUGGGUGGGGUCGUAUCAUGAACGGCGUCCUCGGGCCGCCGUCGCUCGUCCUCAAGCAAGUCGACGUCAAGAUCUGGGACAACGACAAGUGCAACGCGGCCAUCCAAGCGGCGAGCAAGGGCACGUACCCCCACAUUCGCAGCUCCAACGUCUGUGCUGGUGGCGUCCAGGGCGAGGACGUGUGUCAAGGCGACUCGGGCGGUCCGCUGACGAUUACGCAAAACGGCGAAGACGUUGUCGUUGGUGUCGUGAGCUGGGGCUACGAGUGCGGGCUGGCUAACACACCGGGCGUCUACGCGCGCUUGUCGGCGGCCAAGGCGUUCAUUUCGCCCUUUUUGGUCUGAUAACCCGGUGGUUUCUGCCGUGCCGAUUGCAGUUUAACCAACACGAGCCAGCUAGUUAUAUGUAUGUCGUUCCUUGCUAAACUUUUAGUCGCGCAGC
Saprolegnia diclina VS20 is the source of this 931-nucleotide messenger RNA. RefSeq lists its product as hypothetical. The record is from RefSeq and is a predicted model, not a curated record. NCBI's taxonomy places the organism in Eukaryota, Oomycota, Saprolegniomycetes, Saprolegniales, Saprolegniaceae. Gene Ontology annotation, molecular function: serine-type endopeptidase activity. Gene Ontology annotation, biological process: proteolysis. The coding region runs from base 1 to 834 and encodes 277 amino acids. The transcript has a single exon.